CCACCUUCUGGCGUCGUGGUCUCUCCCGCCCGCUUCAUUUCUGUUUCUGCGUCUUGCAGCGAGCCGUCCGACUACAAAACCGCGCAGCGCCCCGUUUCGCGGUGAACGGGCGUGUUUCACCCCCUUCACUCCUUCGCUCCCACGCCCGAGCAGUCAGCCCCAUCCGUGGUUUCAGUGGCUCAGCCUGCCGCGGUGCUUGCCACAGGACAGCUACUGUCUGGGAUAGCUUGCUGCUAGUCGCCUGGAAAUCUGCUGCCACUGCUGCCAGCUUCUCGCCUACUUUUCCUCCACCUGCUCUUGCAACCACGCGCCCACAAACUCGCCACCCCCUCCUCGGCGCCCAACAUGAGGCCUCUUACUGCGCUGCUGGCGCUCCCGCUCGCGCUGCUCCCGUCGCUCGCUGUGGCCGAGGGCCUCAAAAUCCAAGUCACAAAGGCGGCACAGUGCACGCGCAAGACCAAGAAUGGCGACACGCUGUCGAUGAACUACAAGGGCACGCUGCUGAGCGAUGGCUCCAAGUUCGACUCGAGCUAUGAUCGCGGCGACCCGUUUACCUUUACCAUUGGCAUGGGCCAGGUCAUCAAGGGCUGGGACCAGGGACUGCUGGACAUGUGCAUAGGAGAAGGGAGAAGGCUGACCAUACCGCCCGAGUUGGGCUAUGGAAGCCGUGGCGCAGGCGGCAAGAUUCCGCCAGGAGCAACGCUUGUGUUUGAGACGGAGCUCAUGGGCAUUGAGGGUGUCGAGGCGGAACCCGCGAAACCUGCGAAGCCCGAGUCGCCACCUAAACCUAGCGAAGCGGCGCCAGCAAGACCUACCGCUCCUGUUACCGACGACAAUGUCAACGAGAACAACGAAGAGGCUGCGCCUGAGAACGUGGCCAAGCCUUCGCCCGCCUCGCAGUCCCACGCUGCUGGUGUUCCAGAUACCAGGCCUCUGGAAACGGGGGCACCCGCGGCCGAUAACAAGCCGGAGGGCGCUCAGGGAAACCCACUGGAUGGCGAAUCUGGAAACGGAGAGUGCAAUCUGCUUGGGGACUUUGCGUUGUUCGUACAGGGUGCUCUGGGACUUCUUGCAGUGUCGUCGCUUGCCGUCAAGAGAAUGCGAGAGCAUCCCCGCCGUCCGUUGAAGAUUUGGUUCUUUGAUGUAUCCAAGCAAGUGUUUGGCUCGGUGCUGCUCCACCUCGCAAACGUCUUGAUGUCGAUGUUGUCGUCUGGUAAAUUCGACGUGGCUGUGUCGACCAAGGCUACCACGCAGUAUGCCGGCAAGAAUGAAGAAGGCGACCAGCCCAACCCAUGUUCAUUCUACCUUUUGAACCUGGCUAUUGACACGACAAUCGGCAUCCCCAUUCUUGUCCUUCUCCUCAAGGUCCUCCACGCAGCCUUUGCCCGCACGCCGCUCGCCGACCCGCCCGAAUCGCUGCGCUCUGGCAACUACGGCCAGCCGCCACGCGCCACAUGGUGGCUCAAGCAAUCCAUCAUCUACUUCCUCGGUCUCAUCGGCAUGAAACUCUGCGUCCUCGUGCUGUUCGCGCUGCUCCCCUGGAUCGCGUGGAUCGGCGACUGGGCGCUCCGCUGGACCGAAGGCAACACGGCACUUCAAAUCGCCUUUGUCAUGUUCGUCUUCCCGCUCAUCAUGAACGCGCUGCAAUACUGGAUCAUCGACAACUUUAUCAAGGACCGCGAGUCGUCUGCUUCGGACGGCCGCUACGGCGUCGUCCGCGGCACAGACGAAGAUUCCGAUCUCGAUGAUGACGAUGACGACAAUGCCGAGCACGACGCUGAGUGGCGUGAGCGUCAGCGCAGACGCGAACAGGGCAUCGAUGACGACGAUACUGAUGCUGAAGAUGGAUCUGUAGAGGCGCUCAAGGAAGGCGCUAGAGUUAGAGCUUCCAGGGCUGCAACUAGGUCCGAUGAGUAUGAUCCUGCGCUGCAUGGAGCUAGUGGCAGUGGGAAGACGAGGACGGAUUAGAGACUUGUUUCGGUGUGUUUUGUAGGCGAGGGGGGGAAGGUGUGUUUUUUUUUUCUUGGGUUGCGGGGAGUGUGUGGUUUUUUUUUUAGGGUUUAUCGUAUCGUAUCGUAUUGUAUCGGAUUUCAUUGCAUUGCAUUGCAUUCCAUAUUGUCUGGUCUAGUCUUUUCGGGUCUCUUUCCGUGUUGCUCUUGCUAUCUUGCUGUUGCUAUCUUGCUGGUGUUACUGGGUUUCGUCAAGUCUAGUCUAGUCUAGUCUAGUCC
Messenger RNA from Exserohilum turcica Et28A, 2228 nucleotides. RefSeq lists its product as uncharacterized. The coding region runs from base 346 to 1968 and encodes 540 amino acids. Lineage: Eukaryota; Fungi; Ascomycota; Dothideomycetes; Pleosporales; Pleosporaceae. Gene Ontology annotation, molecular function: peptidyl-prolyl cis-trans isomerase activity. The record is from RefSeq and is a predicted model, not a curated record. Gene Ontology annotation, cellular component: membrane. The transcript is spliced from 3 exons.